GUGCCGAGAAUAUGGGAUCGGUUCGGCCAUGUUACCUUUCUUAUUGACACUAUUGACAGGUCGUGUUGUUUGGUGAAUUUGUGCAUUUAAAGAAUUUAUUUUAUACAUUAUUUUGAACUUAUUUUUGUUGUGUGUUUCAGUGAUUUUGUAGUGACAAUAAUAUGCCGUCGUGUGCGUACCCAUUGUGUGAUUAUAAUGCCGGAAAUAAGAAAAAAUUCUCCUCCAAAGUCACUUUACAUGGUUUUCCUAAAGAUGUUAAAAGGAGAGAGGCCUGGAUUCAGUUCGUAAAUAAAGAGAACUGGGAACCCAGGAAAGGUAGCAAAUUAUGUACAAGACAUUUUGAAGAGAGGCAUGUAGAUAGGACUUCCUUAGCUCAUCCUAUUCGUUUGCGAGAAAAUGCAAUCCCUACAAUUGGUGAAUCUCAGGUGCUACAAAUGCAGGAGAAUUCAAAAGUGAGGAUAUUAUCUAAUAUCAGUAUAAUGUCAGAAAGGAACGUAAUUUCCAAUGUAUCUCCAGAUAUUCCUAGUACAUCAUGUGAGUUAACUCCUAGGAAGUGGAAGAUAUCUAAAGAAUUAGGUCGUUCGCAGAAAAUUAGUAGUGAACGAAAACGAAGAUUAAGGAAUGUUCGUCGAAGACUACAAAGAAGUGAGAAACAAAGAAGUUGGUUUAUUUGGAUUUAUUGUUUCAUUUGGAUUUUCAUAUUAUUUAAACUUUUAAUUUUUGUAGAUGUCAUUGUUUUUAUUUUCAAACAUAAUUGUUAGAACGACUAACUGUUGCUCUUUUAAUUUGAUUACUUCCGGAAGUAUUUAUUUUUACGCUACUAAGACAACUAAUAUUUUCUAACUUAUAAAUUGUCAUUACAUUGAGAGAUAUCAAUGAUAUUACAUAUCGACGUACGUUUUACUUAAUGUUUUGAUUUAAAUUGUUUACAAAUGAAUCAUGACGUUUGUGCAAAGAUAUAAUGGAACAACUAUAAUUUCCGUUUUCUUGGUGUAACAUCAAUAUUCAUAUCGUCGCCUUAGUACCAUAACUUGAUAACUCCAAAAUUGAUGUUUUUGAGAUAACUAGUUCACAAGAUGUAUUUUAUUUGCCUCCAUAUUGCGUAAAAACUUGAUAACUCUCUCCAAGCGAGUUAUAACUAUUUAUUUAUGAUUGACGAAGGUUGAUAAAACUCAAAUGCCCCUAAUAUUCAGUGCUACAACUUGACAAGAUAAGUUAUCAAGUUAUUGUUUAAUCGGAAUAUUCGUUAAUGCAACAUAUGUACACUGAAUGCUACAACUAGCUAAUUAGAGUUAUCUAGUUGUAGCACGUGUUUUUCUGAAACCAUUGAGCUUACCACUUAAUUGCUAUCUCUUUAUUCGGUUCAUGUUAAUGCAAAAAUUGAAGUGCGAGAAUUGUUAGUAGAUCUGGCAACGCCCAUGGCAGAGGGCUAAUUUUUACCAAAAUAAAGCUUAAAAAAUCAGUUUUGUUAUAAAGUUCACUAAGAUGCAACUUGGCACGGCAUGCGACAUUACCAAAUGUUAACAUUAUGGUAGUGCUAAAAGUUGAUAACUUUAAUUUUUCGUUAUUUUCCAUAUUGUAAAACAAAUUUGCACCGUACUCCUAAAUAGAUCAGUAGCCAAAAAGUUAAGGAACAGUAUUUUAGAGCUGCAGAAUGAAUCACGUAUUUACCAACAUCAUGGUAGCAGCACAAAUAUCUUUAAAAUCUUUAAACCCGUUUAUCUCAAAACUACUAAUUUCGAGUUAUCAAGUUAUAGUAUUAAGUUUAGGUGGUUAUAGUUAUGGUAGUUAUAGGUGGUUUAUGUAUAUGGUAUGGUUUAUGUUUAUUAGUAUAUGGUAGUUAUGAUACUUAUGGUGGUUUAGGUAGUUAUAGUAUUAAAAUUAGGUUUAGGUUAUAGUAUUAAGGCGACGAUAUGAGAAAUGGGUUCUGUAGAUUCAGUUGAUGUACUGGGCAUAUCUUAAUAUGGAAGUUCAAUUUAGUCUAUAACAUAUUUUUUCUAUGCUCAUACUUUAAUAUAGGUUCACUACCUGUAUCAUAAUGAGCUUCAUUAUGAUACAGCUUUUCAUUACGCUGCAGAUUUUUAACUAAUAGAAUCGCGAUAUGGCAUUAGCGAUGAAGGUGGCACACGCGCAAUGACCAAUGGCGAGUGAAAUACAUACGCUUUGACAGUUCUUAAUAUGUAAACAAACUGACUAAUUUAAAAAUUAAAUAUUUUUAAGAAAAUGUCUGAAGACGGUAGGGAUAUUAAAAAUUUAUCCUCCAAAUUCAUUUUAAUAAUUGUAAUAUUGAAAAUAUAAAUGUAUCAACAAAAUAAUUAAUUAAACCAUACAACUACUUAAUUUCUUUGCGUUACAAAAUUAAUAAAUUUGAAUAUAUUUUUUGUUGUGAAUGAUCAUAGAAAAAAUCGUGUAUACAACUUGCAUUUAAUUAUUAUCAUUAUGAAGCUCGUAUGCUAUAAGAAAGUCGCCGCUGGGCGGCUCGUUUCGUAUCCGUCAUACUCGCUUCAUAGUGACCAUCAUUAAAUGCUCGUUGCAUAAUAUACUAACAUGUCAUAAAAAAGAAAAAUGUUAUUAUCUAUAAAUUCAUAUAAAAUCUACAAUGAAAAUAUUAAGGUAUCUUUUUCGAGAGUUUCAAUGCUGUCAUUCUGUAAACUUUACACUCUUUAGGUAAGACCGAUUCUGGAAUAUGCUGGUGGAACGUGGUAUCUUGAUUUGGUUCGAGACAAAACUUUGUUGGAAAACAUUCAAAGAAAAACCACUUGAAUUUCAUUGGAACUGAGAAGACCCCCCUAUGCAGAGAGACUUAGUAUGACCAACCUAACUUCUUUUGAACUUUGCCGACAACGUGGAGACUUAAUUAUCACAUUUAAAAGAUUAAAAUUCAAUUUCAGAAAUCUCAACCAAAUGUUUACCAUAAAUCAAGAUGAAUGCCUCAGAGGUCACCAGUUUAAACUUAAAAAAGAGAACUUCUCUACAAGAUCAAGACAGAACUUUUCACUAAAUAGAUUUUUCGAGAGCUGGAAUAACCUUAGUGGUAACAUUGUCUCGGCCUCUUCUACCAACAUGUCAGAGUGGACCAUUUUCUAUAACAGUCGAAAUAUUGUUUUUUAUUUCAACCGAAUUGUAUCUUUUUUUUGUUUUUUUUAUUAUAUCUACUAGUAAGUUACUUAUUAUAUAAUUUCAUUGUUUGUGUGCAUAAUAGGGACUUGCCCCUCCGUCCUUGCUUAUGAAUAAUAAUAAAAAAGUAUUUGUACCUACUUUGUACGCAACUAACAAGUUAUCUUCUAUUAUUCUGAUUUCAGCGAAAUAAAUAUACUUUAAGCAGUU
Messenger RNA from Diabrotica virgifera virgifera (western corn rootworm), 3327 nucleotides. Its product is annotated as THAP domain-containing protein 2-like. Lineage: Eukaryota; Metazoa; Arthropoda; Insecta; Coleoptera; Chrysomelidae. The coding region runs from base 162 to 761 and encodes 199 amino acids. The transcript has 3 exons. The record is from RefSeq and is a predicted model, not a curated record.